Molecule: messenger RNA, 2577 nt
Organism: Medioppia subpectinata
Lineage: Eukaryota; Metazoa; Arthropoda; Arachnida; Sarcoptiformes; Oppiidae
Source: the annotation of a GenBank genome assembly
UUGACAACAUUGUUGGUGGCGCUACAGGUGGUCACCGUAUUGUCGACACCGGCACCGUUCCCUCCGUCUCCGGACUUUACGUCAGCGUUCAGACAACAGUUCCCGCAAACGGUGAACACCGGGAGCGCCGCCAGUGAUCCGAACCAAGGAUUCAAUACUAUUCGCCGUUUCCCGCAAUUCCCGUCGAGUAGUGGUCAGCCCUCGUCUUUUGGCAGUCAAUCGCCUUUUGGGAGUCAAUCGUCUUUCGGCAGUCAAUCGUCUUUUGGCGGUCAUCAGCCGUCCAUCGAUUCGUCGGCACUCCUUCCCCGUCAGCCGCAAGUGAUUUCGGUGCUGAGCGGCGCCGGAGCCGGUCCUCAUCAGCCCGUGUCGUGGAAUCCGCCGCCAACUAUAGUCCCUCCGGCGGCCACCAAUCGCCAAAAACAGGCGCUUCAGAUCAAUCCUCAGCCGCAGUCGACGCCAUUGUCUUCAACGGUGUUCGGAUCGGCCGCUCCGGUAGUGGAAGACAGGGAUAGGGAUGAGCGUCAGAGUCGAUAUUUGUCGCAAUCGGUUCCGUCGGCGCAAAAUGUAUUUCCGAGCCGUGACUUUGAGUCGGCCAUCAGUAGAGGAGGCGCUCAAUCGCAGCCAUCACAACCCCCACCGGCUGUGGCGGCCGCUCCACCCGUGCCGUCGGCGGCGGCUGUAAACGGAUCCAAACCACAGAAAGACGAUGUCGUCAUAUAUUACUACUACUAUUACGACGACGACAAGAACGCCACCAAACCCUCGGGCGGCGAUUCGAGUUUGGACGCCAUACCAUCGCUGGAGUCCUUCGAUCAGAACCGAAGUCCGAACAGAGGCGGAGACAAACCCGGAAGAGUUGUGGUCAAGAAUAUGGACAAAGAGAUCGUCAAACCGAUUGCUACUCGCGACCAGUCGUUUGGGCGCCAAUCGGAACCUAUCGUUGAGUCGCGACGACCAGCGCCUCCUCCGCCGCCUCCCACGCCAUCGACGCCUCUGUUUGUGUUCAAUAGCGAAACGGCAGCGCCGGUCACUUCUCCGCCGCCUCAACACAACAUAGGUUUUGGUGGUUUCGUUAGUCAACGAGAGUCAGCGCCUAAUGUUGUGGUCACUCAACCGCCCGUCGAGAGGACCAGUUCUGCGGUCAGCGUUUCGGUGUCGGAGUCCGUAAACAGCGCUCCCGUGUCCAACAUUUUCCGAUACGGUUCCAGAGGUGUCGACAGUUUUCGGUCGCCGCCAUCCGGCGCCGGAUCGCCAGGAGAUUCCAGUAGUGUCCGCACCAGCUCUUCGAGCAGCAGUAGUUCUUCGAGCAGUAGUUCCAGCGUUUUGGCCACUAAUGGCAACACUAUAAAUGGCGGCGGAAGACCUCAGAGUUCAUUCCAGCCUCAGUUUCCGGGACAGGCCUUCAGACACAUCCCGCAACUGUCCACUCAUGAGCCACCGGUCAGUACUGUUGUCACUCCGAGUUCACUGAACUACGGGCGCAUAACCUUCACACCCGACGGCUUCCCUCCGCCCAAACAGCCGGUGGACAACCAGUUGGACUCAUUGGGCCGACCGGCCAACUCUUUCGAGUCAUACUCUGUGGCCACAAAUCCGCCCACAAUUAUGACAACACAAGCGCCGACCACUUCUACAACCACUACCACCACAACGACGACCACAACCACUACAACAACUCCGCCGCCGCCGGCCGUCGAAGAAGAAGCGCCGGAACAGCCGCGCAGAUUCGGUAAUCGGCGUCGACCGAACGCUGCCCGUGACCGUGGUGCUCUUUUGAAUAGAGUCCGGCCCACAAUCAGCAGCACAACCACAACCACUACCGCCAGCCCUACCACUCGCGUCCGGCCCACGAGACCCGCCGCCGGAGGCUUUCGCCAAAGACCCGGAAGAUUUAGGAAACGCCCGGGAAGUGGAGGCGAAGACGACGAGCCAACGCAAGCGUCAGCCGCCAGUACGGCCGCCACCGCCGCCGCCGCUCCGACCGCUAAGCCAUCGACGGAAUCGUCGGCCACAACGGCCGCUGCGGCGCCGCCGCGAAGAUUUGGCGCCGGAAGCGAAAGACGUCGAUUCGGUGCCGGAGCCGCACGACAGCCAACAAUAAAUAGAGUACAACCGACUCCCGUCUCCACUACCGCCGCCCCAUCAGCUCUGCCCACCAGAGCGUCGCCAAUAUCUGCCAGAAGGCCCGGAUCUGCAUUGAGUAGCGCCCGAAGGCCGCAACUUAGAGGUCGACUGCCGACCAGAAACCGAAAUCAAGAGAACGCCGAAGAGUCGAGUCCCACACCACCCGUUGUAGCGUCUGAAGCGCCAAUUGUUACCCCCUCUGAGGCACCGGUGGUGGCCGUGAGUGCUGUCACUCAAGACACUAACCCUCCGCCGUCCGCACCCGUCAACACUCAGGACGUGUCGAAUGAGCCCUCAAAUAAUGAAGAAUCGCCUGAAGUGUCUUCGGCUGCGCCCACGGAAAAGCCCAAAGGAAGACAAUUACGACCACUGUUUGCAAACAGACAGCGAUCGUCUCUGUUUGGCCGUCGAGGGGCCGGUUCUGGCGGUGCACCCAAUGCUGACUCCAAUUAA